Limulus polyphemus (Atlantic horseshoe crab) is the source of this 3207-nucleotide messenger RNA. RefSeq names its product A-kinase anchor protein 17A-like (gene Xe7). The coding region runs from base 782 to 2488 and encodes 568 amino acids. The transcript has 4 exons. The record is from RefSeq and is a predicted model, not a curated record. NCBI's taxonomy places the organism in Eukaryota, Metazoa, Arthropoda, Merostomata, Xiphosura, Limulidae.
UGGUGUAAUGUUAGCGUGUACGAAAUUAUGUAAAGAAAGUGAAGCGUUCAGAAUGCAAGAAGUGUUCAUUUAUGUUAAAAAUUGUUUCUUUUCAGCACAUUUCAGAAGGAUAAGAUUCAUUUUUGAUUUAGAAAUGUCGGUUUUUAAAUCAUAUGUCUGUUUUAUGAUUAAAUUUUAAGAAUGUUUAAUAACUACUAGUACUAACUAGUGUUAAUUUGUUAGUGUUACUACUACUAGUAUUAGUCUAGUAACUCUACUUCAUAAAACGUUUUAAAAGUAAAAGUUAUAAUCACGCUAUAGUAUACAUUGUGUUGCUUAAUCUUACAUUUGGCUUAACAACUGUAACGUAACGUUUAUUGUCAUUUUUUAUAUAAAUGAAUUAUUCAGAUAACUACUUUUCCUAACUAAAAAAAACAUUUUAACAUAAAUAGGUUUAACUUUAUACAUUGCCGCAAUAAAUAAUUUCAAUUUUAAAAGCAAGGGUUAGCUUUACACUUUAAUAAUGAUAAAUUAAUUAGCUAUUGUUUCUGUAUUGGUAUCACUGCAUAAGUGGAUGUAUAUUAUUGUGAAGUUGCAAAGAUUAUAAUAGUAAUACAUAUAAGUUCUAUGUAUCAUAGAUUAUGGUGUGCAUUUAUUGUGAUUUUGGUAUUGGUACUCAGAUAAUAUGCUGAAGGAAGGUGAUUAUUCCUGAGUGUGACUGUGUAAGACUAAAGUGUGUGAAUUAAUUUGAAGAGUCAGAGUGGUGUGAAUUUAUUAUUAUCUGUAGGUUUUUAGAUAGAAAAUGGCAUCGAUUCAAGCUUGUAAAGAUACUGCUGAAGCUGUUGAACUAAACGAAUUAUUGGGUUUCUUCUUGAAGCCACUAGCAAAAUUAAAUAUAUGUGUUCAGCUGCCAUCUUUAAAAACCCCUGGAAAGUCAAUAUCUAAUUGGGAGGUUAUGGAAAAACUGAAGAAGAUGGUCAAACCAGAAGAAUUUAUUGUUCUAAAAGUUAGUAAAACCACUUUAGAGUUUAUCAGGUUUGAAGGUGAAGUUGAAAAUAAAAGUACUCUAAAGGUUGUUUUAGGAAGACUAGAUGGAAGCACUAUAAAACUUAGUGGUUUUGCUGAUGUAUUAAAAGUGCGGGCUGCAGAAGCUAAGUUGACUUUUCCAGCAAGACAUGAUUGGGACUCGUUUUUUCGAGAUGCAAAGAACAUGAACGAAAUGAAGCCAGGAGAACGUCCAGAUACAAUUCACUUUCAAGGCUUACCAUGCAAAUGGUUUGCUGAAAAUAAUUCUGACAGUGGAAAACCAAGCGACAAAAUAAUUCGACAGGUGUUUGAAGCAUUUGGAGAAAUUCGAUGUAUUGACAUUCCAAUGCUGGAUCCUUAUCGUCAAGACAUAGAUAAAUCUGUAGGGAAGAUCAGCACCUUCUCAUUUGGACAAGAUCUUACUUUUGAGGCAUAUGUACAAUAUAGGGAAUAUAUGGGAUUUGUGAAAGCAAUGGAUGCUUUGCGUGGAAUGAAACUUAUGUUUACAAAUGAAAACAAAUUCUAUGCAGCAGUUAUUAAGGUGGAAUUUGAUAAAACAAAACAUCUUAGUGACAGGCAAAUAAGAAAGAGAAGGCUCGAAAGAGAAAAACUUAUCACUUUGGAGAAAGAACGAGAAGAAAGAGUUCAAAAAGAGCGUAAAGAGGAGGAAAAAAGAAAAGAAGAAGAAAGACAGAAACUGAAAAAAGAAGAAGAAAUUAAAGAUCAUAAACUGAAAGAGAAGCUAUUGAAAAAGAAGGAACGGAGAUUGUUGAAAGAGCAGAAAAGAAAAGAAAAACUUCUUGAAAAGAAGGAGAAAGAAAAAGCCAAAGAAUAUGCUCUUCAACAGAGAAGGGAACUUGUACUGCAAAGAAAGGAACAAGCUGUCCAUCUUCUUAAAAAUCUCUUUGAAAGAAUAAAGCUCCUUAAGCAAAGAGAAGAAGUCAAAAGAAAAAUGGAAGAGAUUGAAAGAGAAAGAAUUUGUCAACUUGAAUUAGAAAAUAGGAGACGACUAGAAGAGGUAAAACAUCGGUUGGAAGAGGAAAAGCAGCAGCAGGAACGUCUUAAGAAACGUGAACAUCUUCUGAGAAACAAAUUAAUUAAAAAUUUGAAAAAGCAUGAAGAAAAAAAGACAGAAGAAAUGAGAGAAAAAUUAAGAAAAGAAAUUGCGGGUAAACGUGUGCUUAAAAGUGUAUUGGUAGCAGCCCCAACUUCAUCUAAAUCAUUAUCUUCAGAAGAUUUAUCAUCAUCAAUGACUGGAACUAAUUUUGAUAGCUUUCAUCAUAACUUCAGGUCAUCUUUCAAUUGUAAUAGAGGAUUUUACAGAGGAGCAAAAUCUUACCAUGGUCUUGGACCAUUUAAGAGAAGUAGCUGUUAUGGACUUAGAUGGACAUUGCCUUAUCCACAACCUUUUCCACACAUGAAACAACAACUUCAAAACAAGGGAACAUUAAAAAGUUAUUAUAAAAGCCAUUGUAAUAGGUGAUAGCAUUUUGUUUAUCUAGUUUAUGAAUGAAAAACCUAUUUUUCAUUUUCAUAAAAUGAAAUUUCAAUUGUACAUAUCUUUUACAUGCUACUAUUUACUAUAACAAUGACAGGAUAUUGGUACAAGAUAUUUUUAAAUAGAAAUUUGGUAGAAGUCAUGAUAUAAAGAAAAUAUUUCUGCAUUUCAAUAGCUAGAACAUUUAAUUCUGUAAAGGCAUAAAUGUCAUUGGGGUUUUUAAAUAUAUAAUUAUUUGAUUAAAAACAUAAGCUAUUGGGCUUUAAACAGUUAUAUAGAUUUUGUAAUUCAAAAACAAUGACAUGGUAAACUAGUGAGGUUAUAUAUAAUCUAUUGUAGGAAACUGAAAAAUGUUUUUAGAAUAAAUUUAAAAUUUUCUGAUCUUCACCAAAAAGCAGUUGAUGUUUUAUGUUAUUAUUGUACAUGAUUUUUACAUAAUUAAAUGUAAAUUAUAACUUUUUAUAAAGCAUUGAGAAUUUCAAUUUGUGUUUUUUUUACAUUUCAACAAUCAUAGUUUCUAUGUUUAAGUUGGUGGCUUUUUUGUUCAAAAGCUGUGAAUUAAAGGAUUUAAUAGGCUAUUAUAUGAGCAAAUUGAAUAACAUUUUGUACUAGGGGUAUGAUCACCAAAAAUUGAUCUUGAAAUUCAAUUGCAGAAAUGAUACUAAACAAAAGUUUAAUGAUAAGAAUUUACGAUUUUUUUAGAG